This is a messenger RNA of Scatophagus argus, 1526 nucleotides long. RefSeq names its product transcription factor 15-like. Gene Ontology annotation, molecular function: RNA polymerase II transcription regulatory region sequence-specific DNA binding; DNA-binding transcription factor activity, RNA polymerase II-specific; protein dimerization activity. NCBI's taxonomy places the organism in Eukaryota, Metazoa, Chordata, Actinopteri, Scatophagidae. The transcript is spliced from 2 exons. The record is from RefSeq and is a predicted model, not a curated record. Gene Ontology annotation, biological process: regulation of transcription by RNA polymerase II; developmental process. The coding region runs from base 284 to 829 and encodes 181 amino acids.
UGCCUGCGAUUUUUAGGACCAAAACAUUUGGGAGGAUGUAUGGGGAGCCUCUGCAUGUGCUCCACCCCUCCACAGCUGAAGGGCUACUGUUGCUGUUAUAAGAGCCCUCCCUGUCAACUAGACUGUCACACUGGAUCAUCCUAUGGGGAAGUGUCUAAACCAACUGGGGACUUCUGCUGGCUAAAGCUUGGAGUUACAGCGACUUUUACGCACGGCUCUUGUCCGCAUGUUUUCCAUUUAAAAACACGGGAUUGGCGUUCCACUGUGAAACACUUGCCUACUUAUGAUGGCUUUCACUAUGCUGAGGCCGGUGUCGACGCAUCUUUUCUCUUACCCCGCUGACCUGACCUUGAUGUCGGACGAUGAGGAGGGGAACCGCAGCGAGAGCGACGGCAGCACCGACCAGGGCUACGGUUGCUGCGGGACUCCGGGGGAGAGUUACCGGCGGGAAUCCGUCGGCGUGGUGCGGCAGCGAAACGCCGCUAACGCCAGGGAGAGAUACCGGACCCAGAACGUCAACACGGCCUUCACGGCGCUGCGGACACUCAUCCCCACGGAGCCGGUGGACAGAAAACUCUCCAAAAUCGAGACGCUGCGCCUGGCGUCCAGCUAUAUCUCACACUUGGCAAACGUGCUGGUGGUCGGGGACGGGAGGGAAGACGGCCAGCCGUGCCUUAGUGCAGUCUACAAGGAGGUGAAGGGGAGUGGAGAAGGCAAACAGCCCCGGACUAUCUGCACAUUCUGCCUCAGCAACCAACGGAAAGGGGUGAAAGACAGACGAGACUGUGUAAAAAUGCAUGGAAGCAGCGGGAGACUAAGUCGGCGAUGAAACUGGACAGGAGUAUGAGCGGAUGUUUUCAGAGCAGGCCUACACCGACCAUUCCUCGUGUCUGGAAGAAUCUCAGCACCGUAACAGUCUUGCAGGACUACUCUGAAUUUUUUGGGAGUUUGGCUCAUUGGUCAUUUUUACUCAGUAUGGGAUAAGAGCGUUGGCAAGAAAACCAUCUGUGUCACCAGCAAGUUAGUUACUCUUUCAUUAUUUGUACUGUACUCAUGAUGAUCUAUGUUGUUUUAUCAUGCUGGUUAAGGCUUAUAUGGUUAAGGCGUAUCUGUACAUCAAACUCUCCACUUACAGGUGUGAAAUUGCAAGUAAUUUAUAUUUUCUGAUCAUGGGUAUUUAAAUGUCUAAUGCAAAAGCAUUAGCAUGAAUGCCUGACAGAUGGUGCCUAUCCCUUUAUUUUGCAUACUCUACAGUUUGAGGGACUGAUGAGACAGACUCCUACAAAAGUUUGCUCCCUUCUUUAAAAGCUAAACUUAAAGUGAGCUGACUUAACUCGCAAACAAACCGGCUCCCUGCUCCAAAGCAGCUUCAGGAAUGAAAAGUGAGAGGACAGACCACUGCAUCCGCCUGACUCAGUGUUGUGAAUUUGUGUGCAACAGGAGGACAUAUCUGUGGGACACUAUUUUGUUUGCUUUUUCAUUACACAUUGUAAUCUACUUUGAAAUUAAAAUUUAUUUUUACAUAG